GCCAGGGGAAGGGUAGCAACCAUCAGGAACAGAAAAAUAAAUAUUCAGUCUCAGUUGCCUUCCUGCGAGCAUUACAACCUGCAGCACAAAAGAGAUAAUGGCAGAUCCUUCAGUGGUGGAUCACCUGACACGACUGAAACUCAAACUUCUAGAAAAGAGACUAGAAAAUGAACAGGAGAACCUCGAGAAGAUGGAGUUGGAUCUCCCAGCUGCAAGGAACAGAGCUCAGGACAUGCUCCAAAGUGCCCUGAGGCAAAGGAGAGAUCUGCUGCAGGAGCUCAGGGAGCAGCACCUUCUGGAAGAGCUUUCACAGCUACCUGCACCAGCUGGGGGACAUGACCACAGAGCUGCCCUGCCACAAAUCUACCAGAUCCCUUUUCCAGCUUCCCAAGUGGAGCCACCAAGGAUUAUCCAGCAGACUAUGCCAGCUCAGCCUGCCACCAUCAUCCAGCAGCUGCCUCAUCCCUCCCCUGUGAUCACACAGAUCCCCCCAGCCCAGCCCUUGGCUGCCCCCCGCCCUGGGAGCAUUAAAGAAGAUAUGGUGGAGAUGAUGCUGAUGCAGAACGCUCAGAUGCACCAGAUCAUGAUGCAGAACAUGAUGCUGAAGGCUCUGCCACCAGCAAUGCUCACACAGCCUGGGGGAGCCAGCUCUGCCCUGCCCCAGCACACCCAGCAGGACCUGCCCGUGAGAGCAGCCAGGCUCAAGGCACCUGUGGUGCACCACCACCAC
Messenger RNA from Ficedula albicollis (Collared flycatcher), 730 nucleotides. RefSeq names its product chromosome 7 open reading frame, human C21orf58 (gene C7H21orf58). The transcript is spliced from 8 exons. Lineage: Eukaryota; Metazoa; Chordata; Aves; Passeriformes; Muscicapidae. The annotation marks the transcript as partial. The record is from RefSeq and is a predicted model, not a curated record.